This is a messenger RNA of Phoenix dactylifera (date palm), 553 nucleotides long. NCBI's taxonomy places the organism in Eukaryota, Viridiplantae, Streptophyta, Magnoliopsida, Arecales, Arecaceae. The record is from RefSeq and is a predicted model, not a curated record.
UCUUGAGAAAGGAGGAGGGCGGCUCCCCCUCACGGAAGAGGUCGACCGCGACCGGCGGCGCCCACGGUCGAACCCAUGGCCGCGCCCGCGGCGGCCGGCUCCCUUCUGUUCCUUGGUGGAAAUGGGGUGUCGAGACCACCCUCUCAAAAGGAAGGGGCCUCCGACCCGCCGCAGUUCCGACCGAGGGCCGAUGGAGCCUGCAGUUGGAGCCGGGGGCUCCUCCCUCGUUCCCAUUGGGGUAGGGGAAGUGACCCACGGCCGUGGCCAUCGAUGCAGCCAUGGCAGCGGCCGAGCUCGCUGCGACCAAAGGAGGGGAGGAAGAGCCUCUGGCCGUCGACGGCUGCGGCUGAGUAUGCCAGAUCUACUUGCAUAAUACCAGGGAAGAAGAAGUCAGGGACUUACCUAGCUCUGGGACAACUCUAUGAUGUUCCCUCCGGCGGCUCAGAUCUCUACUCUUCCGUUCCUUGUAGCAGGAGAAAAAAGGAGUGAGGGGCAGUGAGAGGUGAGGAAUGAAACGUCCGUGAGAAGAGCCCCAGGUUCUUAUGGCACUCGG